Messenger RNA from Jaculus jaculus (lesser Egyptian jerboa), 2825 nucleotides. It is a transcript of the gene Fam219b, whose product is annotated as family with sequence similarity 219 member B. Bases 1 to 570 code for a protein of 189 amino acids. The record is from RefSeq and is a predicted model, not a curated record. Lineage: Eukaryota; Metazoa; Chordata; Mammalia; Rodentia; Dipodidae. The transcript is spliced from 5 exons.
AUGGCGACCGCCGAGCUCCGCGGACACGCGGGGCGGACUUCCAGCCCCGGUUCCCAGCCGGCCUGUGGCCCGGGCGGCGCGGCGGCGGCGGCGGCUUCCCUCCGGCUCGGGGAGCGCACCUCCGCGGCCGUGGAGAAGCGUGGACCGUACAUGGUGGCGCGCGCGCCUUCCAUUCAGGCCAAGCUGCAGAAGCACCGGGACCUGGCCAAGGCCGUGCUGCGGAGAAAGGGCAUGCUGGCGGCCUUGCCGAGCCGCCCCGACUCUUCAGGGAAAAAAAGGUCAGUGAAAUUUAACAAGGGCUACACUGCUCUUAGCCAGAGUCCAGAUGAAAACCUGGUGUCUCUCGACUCUGACAGUGAUGGGGAGCUGGAAUCCAGACACUCCUCCGGGUACUCCUCCGCAGAGCAGGUGAACCAAGAUGUGAACCGGCAGCUGCUACAGGAUGGCUAUCACUUGGAUGAGAUUCCAGAUGACGAGGACCUGGACCUCAUUCCCCCUAAGCCCAUGGCCUCCUCCACAUGCUCCUGCUGCUGGUGCUGUCUUGGGGACUCUUCCUGUACCCUCCAGUAGACAUAACCCUCUGGGAUGGGCCCAGGACUACAGAGCCUGUGGCCUUUCUUUGUAGCUCAGCACGGUGGGCUGUGCUCCCAGCCCAGAGUCACUGACCCUGUAGACACGUCAGUGACGACAGUAGCCCUCACCUGGUGCUUCUCAGGCCAAUGGCCACCAUCUGGGCCGUAAGGUGAUAGGUGGAAUUCUGCAGUUCUCUGUUACUGGAGUAGUAUGAAAAAGCCACUUCAGUAAGAGCCAGAGUAGCAGAAUCAUGUGGCUCUUAUGAUGGCUGAGAAAGGUGGCUAAGAAUACCAUUUGCAGACAUCUUGACUGGUGUUUGCCAUGGUGUUCUAAGGAAGGGAACGAGAACUGCUGUGCUGGCUGUUGGUGCAGGUGGCAGACGAUGGCACUUUAUAGCUUGCAGCUAGGAAUCUGAAAAAGAAGGGACCUGGGACCAGUUCAAGAAAUUCCUUAUGCUUUUUCUCUUCCCAGCUCUAAAGUAGUUAAUAGGUUUGACCUUCAAGAGAGCACAAAGUGGGUUCCUUUGUCUCCUCAGGUUACAUAUGGGAAUUUAGCAAAUUGCUUAAUGAUCCAAAAGGAUCAUCGCUUUCAGUCUCUUGACCCGGGACAGAUUCAACCAGAAGGAAAACUGCUCCGUCAUGUAUAUAUUUAUUUAUUUGUAGUUCCUUGGUCUUGGCUAGUUUCUCCUCCAUCUUUGAGCUAAGGGUUUAGUUGAAGGUUUGGGGGCUGGUUCCAGAAGCCUGUAGUUUUUGUGAUUACCAGCAGAGGGAACUGCAGGGCAGUCAGUGCCUUCCUAUAUAUAUUUAGCUUUUUAAACUUCCAGGAAGUAGCAACAGGUGAGAGCGGGCGUCUUAGGUAGCUGUGUGGUUCUGGUCUCGGACAGGAUGGGGAGGAGAGACAAACCAGCUCCUAGACCCCUCCUGAGGAGACAGAUCAGGCUGACCUGCAGGGGUCUCCCCUCUAGCAAGGCCCUGUUCUGUGGCUGGACUCCUGCCCUAGCACAGGCCUCAUCCUGGAAGUGUACUCUGGUAGCGUGCUUGCCUAGCAUGUGCAGUGCUCUGGGAUGGAUCCCAUCUCUUGCAAAACAUAAAGGAUUGGGCGUUACAGCAAACCUCUGGGUGAACGGAGCUUCUCCUGACCCCAGACUAACACAAUAGGGUCAGGCCUCACUGGUCCUCUGACUGCCGCUGGGGAAUUUCUCUUGCUCUGUUCUAAGCCUUUUUCUGGAAUUUGGUUUUUCAGUGCCAUUCCUGGACUUUUGAAGCCUAUGGCAAGGCUCGAGUGGGAGUAGACCCAGCCCAAGGAGCAUGUCACAAUGCUCAGGUUAAAAUGUCGUCUCCUGCUUCACCCAACGUGAUUGAAAGAAUGAGAUGUCACAUCAAAAGAUAAGGCCUUGUCAUUUGCCAGACCCCUGUCCUCAUGAAGGCCAUGUUGGCGGUGCUUGACAGGCUGAGAGGAGCACAGGGUCUGGGCUGUGACUUGGUCUGCUAGCCAACAGCAUCAUAGCAGAUGGCAUAGAAACCAGAGCAUGUCAGCUUGCACUCUGGGGACUGAGGUGGUAGAGGCUUUUUUUUUUCCUGCAGCAGGACUCUGCUCUUUGUACAGAGCCUGCAGGGAACAAGGAUAGCUCCCUUAUGAGCCCCUCACCCACCAGAGACCAGGUCCAGAUUUGUGUAGAGGUGAAGAGCACGUGCGAAAGGGAACAGAUGUAGGAUAAUGUGGACUUGACUGUAGGGACUCAGUGAGGGCCAGAGGUGGUUGUAGAAGCCAAGUGUGGAGCCACAUUGCUGGGGGGAGGGGGGGGAGCUGGCUAGGACAGUAGCCUGGGCAGUUGGUAGCUGCUCAGGGAAAGAAGACAGGACCCUGAAACCAUGUCCUGUGGGUAGUCAUUGCUGCAGUUAACUCUGAGGUAUGGGAAGGGAAGUUCCACAGCUGGGGGCCUGCGUAGGAGGGCAUUACCUCAUGGGAAAAGCUGUGGGGAUAUGGGAGACAGGAUGGUGUUCAGUGAGGUAGGGUAGAAAUGGUCAGUUGUUGGGAACCAUACUGAAAUACCAACAAUAAAGGGCACCAAGGUGCCCAGAUCCAAACUGCCUUAAUUCGGAGUGCCGGGUGUUCUGUUGGAGAUGGGAGUCCUGAGGAGGGCUUCCUCAUAGGAGUGGUUCCACCUGGUAUAGACUCUGCCCCACAGACCUCUUGGCUUGUACAUCUACACUGUAAUUUAUAAGAAUAAAUGCAGUCAUGCUGUUGACCUA